AAAAAAAAAAAAAAAAAAAAAAAAAAAAAAGAAAAGAUUGUGUCAUGGUUACUCAUCCUUUUAUCACUUUUAUUAUGUCACAAUGAUAAAUAGAGUCCGGUGCCUACAGCUGAAAAGUCUGAAGAAACUGUCGCUGCUGCUCCUGAAGUUCCCGAAGGAACCACCACUGCUGCUGAAGCAACUCCCGAGGAAAAUAACUUGACGGAUGCUGAAGAAGGUCAAACAAAGGAGAGCACCACUGCUAUCCCAAAGGACCAUAAAGAAAAUAUGAUCGACACUAUCAAGAAGGGCCCUCUUGGAAAAUUCUUCAACAAGAAGAAAGAAACUGAACAACCUAGCACUACUACUACUGCUGCGGAAAGUAACACAACAAGCGAUCCUCCUGUUACCACUGCUGCUAGUGCUUCUUCAGAUGAGCAACAACCUGCUGUGACUAGCGCUGCGGAUGAGACAUCCAACAACCACUUGGCUGAACCUACUCAUGCUGCUGCUACUGCUGCUGCUGCAGAAUCCAAUGCACCUGUUCAAGGACAAAAACGCUCUGGUUCUCCUUUAGGACGUCGUAUCACUCAAAUGUUCCGUAACUUUAAUAAGAAAAAGCAGCCUGCUGCUGCUGCUACUGAUAGUACUACCCCUAGCACUUCUGAAGAAAAAAAGGAAACCGUUCAUGAUACUACAGAAGCUGCUACCUCUGCUGCUCCUGUCGAAGAAGCUGUCAAGGAAGAAGAGCAAGAUCCUACUACUUCUACCACUGUUACAGCUACUGCUCCAGCUGUAACUCCUGUCGUCCAAGCUACUGCUUAAAUCCCACCCCCUUGAUGGAAUGUAGUGACAAGGAAUCAUGCUUCUACACUCAAAUCCUUCUUACUUUGCACUAUCUUUCAGAUCAUUGAAUCACAACAAAUAACUAUCAGUCACACACCUUGUCACUUGAUAUGAUUAUCUUGCUUCUCUACAACAUGUUCUACUCUUUACACAAUAAUACUACCGCUAUGAAUACUACUACUACUACUACUACUACUACUA
Molecule: messenger RNA, 1026 nt
Organism: Mycotypha africana
Lineage: Eukaryota; Fungi; Mucoromycota; Mucoromycetes; Mucorales; Mycotyphaceae
Exons: 3
Coding region: 268-804 (178 amino acids)
Source: RefSeq, a predicted model, not a curated record